AUGACUGUGACUCUGUCGCAGGUCGCUGGAGCUUUCGGGCUGCGCUGCAGCAGCGAGACGGACAUGUCAUCCGCCGUGUCACGACACGACGGCGCCGGGCUCCUGAUGGAGCUCCUGACCCCAAAGUGCCGCCCCCGCUCGCCCCUGAACAACUCCAACAGUCCUCUGGGGCGCUCCGGGAGCUUACGACGCUCCCGCCACUCUCCGUCCAGCUCGCCGUCCAUCGCCGCUGACCGUGAACUGAGCACGCUCCUGGGGAUGGUGACCCCUGAGCACAAAGAGGCAAGGACAGCUUUUCUAUCACCUGAACUUAAAAGUCCAGGACUGUCCCCUCAGACACUGAGGGUCCCGACACGCAGCUUCCCCCAAAACCAGCAGCCUCACGCCGCCUCCACGCCUUCUUUGAGCGCACAGAAUCAUACAACCGCCACUUACCUCAGCGAUGAUGCUACGCACACUCGAGUGAACGCCACAAGUAAAGUCAAAACUACCUCCGAUUCCAACCAGCAACCCAACAACAGCAAAGACAGAACGCUUUCGGACCUUCAGUCUGGUUCCAGGAAAGAACUCGCUAGAACAAACAAAGCUGAUCUGGAGUUUAGUGGACGCAGCGCCGGCGUUGACGAGGAGCCCGAACGCAGCGCCACAGGAAACAUGUCAGUGGUUUUAGAGAAAUGCACGCUGGUGCCUGAGCUGAAGGUGUUCGACGAGGUCGGUCACAAAUACACGAGUCGCCUCCAUGAACGGGACGAUGUGGUGAUCACAGAUCUGGAAGAUGAGGAGAGAUCGGAGUCACGGCGAGAGGAGGAGGACGGACGGGAGGACACGGUCGUUGUUUGGUGCGUCACGGGUGUGUGCGAGGUCGCUGAGGACCUCGCUGACAAUGCACAAACUCAGCAGAAUCAGAGUGGGAGUGACAAUCAGGUGGCAGUUUCUGCCCCAGCCAAUCGCACGCCUUCAGAACCUCAGCCGGCCAAUGAGAAGCCAGUGCCUGUACCCAUCAGCAGCCAACCGGUGCCUGUCUCCCGCUGUAAUGACCCGUCACCGGUUUCGUCCUCAAGGUGGCGCCCAGCAGAGCCUGCAUCGCCGCCAGGUGCGUCUGAGGAAGCGGGCGAUCAUUUAGAUGAAGCAGAAGGUUCCACCAAUGAGAAGAGAGACGUGGAGGUCGUCCAAGAAUUAUCAAACGACAGGAGCAGAAACGAGGUCACUUCCUGUCAAACAACCAAUGAAAACACAACUUCUUCCACCAAUAGGAAGCCGGAAAGUUCCUCCAAAUUGUCCGCCAAGAACGUCCCUACCUCUAAAUCUCGACCCGCCGCGACAAAACCUGGCGGCGAUAAAAGCAAGCCGAUCCGCACUCUCACCAGCUCCGAGAACCAGGGCAUGAGGCGGGUCGUGCCGAUCUCCAGGCCCAGCCGAGGGGCUCCGUCUCUGGGCAAACGCUCCGAGAAGCCUCCCGGCCUCCAGCGGGGCUCUUCCAGCACUGCAGCAACAAACGCCUCCAACCUCAACACCGCCUCCGUCCGGCGAGGAGAGCGGCCGUCGACUGCGCCUUCCUCCCGGCGCUCCAGCAUUCAAAAGCAGCCGGACCUGAAGGAGGUUUCAGGUACUCCGAACCAGGACUUGCAGAGGAAGCCAUCCAUCCGGAAGCCAUUAACGAAACCGAAACCUCCGCCGGAGGAGAAGAUGUGUCGCUCCACGCUGCGGGCGCUCGCCUUAGGAGGCAGCGUCAGCGCUCCUGUGACUCCUUCGCACAAAGCCGCCACCCCAUUGCCGCUUCCGGGUUUUGCCCGGAGCACUGCGUCCUCCUCUUUCAGACGCACCGCCCUCGCUCCUGCUGCUCCUUCACCCCGCACCGCCUCUGACUCCCCGAAGACCUCCUCCUCUGUCGCCACAUCUUUCACCCGAACAGGCUCGCUAAGAGUCUCCGCCACCUCCAGAUCCUCCGAUCUCCACAGCCCGUCCUCCUCCUCCACGCUGAGGAGGACUCAGAGCAUCAGGGCGCCUCCUCGCUCGCCGCUCCACGACCCACAGGCUCCCCCUAAAGGCCACAAACGCAACGACAGCGGCACCUUUUCCGACAAGUCGACCCACUCCAGAGACUCGGGCAAGUCCAGCAGGCCGAGCUGGAGAUAACAGGAGAAACGAGGAGUCCAAACGGCGUCUCCUGCUCUGUCCGUCUUUAGUGGACGUGUCAGAGGACGCAUUCCAAUAUGAAGUAUAGACUCCGAUUUAUGCGGGAAAAAUGGAAAAGCAAAAAUAUCAAGUUUAUUUGAAGACAUAACGGAGUAGUCACUCUGUAAUCUCAGUGCGAUUAAGGUCCGUAACUAACACGUUCGUUUUUUUAUAUUGCGUUAAUUGCCGGCCGACAUUCCCGCCUUUAAGAGGCUGAACUGGGCUCAGUUUUAAAGCUGCACUGGUGAUACUGGUAUCAUAUGAAACUAGAAGACCUGAGGAAUCCAGUGGUACCAACCAGGUCGUGUUAGCCUCUCAGUAACUAAAUAACGCUUUAAAUUUAGGCUAAAUUUUGGCGAUGUAAAAACGGUGUGUUUAUUUCACGGGGUCCCUUGACCUCUGACCUUCAGAAGGAAAACGGGUCUGUGGGUACCCAUGAGUCUCCACUUCACAGAUAUUCCCAAAUUAUGUCAGUCCCACGCAGUGUUUUGCUGUCAUUUGAUUCCUAAUCAAGACAGUCUGGUAAUAAUUGCUUUACCUCGUCAAUAUGGACUUCAUAACUGUUUCGUAAUGCAAAAUAAAAGAAUUGAAAACGUGAUUUAAAAAAUGCCAUAAAUCCCAAUUAUCUUUUUCAAUUCAAAAUUUUAAAAACUAACCCUUUGACAGCCCAAGUUCCAGUUUAAAGCACAGACACUCAGUACGUUAACGUGAUGAAAACCUGUAAUUUCUGCAGUGUUUCUGGUUAAUUUUGACUGAAUCUCAUCUUUUUCUCGUCUCUGAUUUAACUUUAUUUCAAAUCUUAAAUUUGAUUCUGCACCUUUAACGUCACUAACCGAGCUGAGGAAUCUCUGUACGUGUGGCCUGAUUUAAAAUAAAAAAUCAUUGUAUUUAAAAGAAAUUUAGAUAAAUCACAGAGAAUCGUGAAGUUUUGAGUGAUUAGUUUAGACGACGAGAUUUUUUUUUUUAAAAAGUGUCUCUGAUUCAAACCAACAGUGUCUGACUGACAGGAAAAAAAUCUGCA
This is a messenger RNA of Plectropomus leopardus (leopard coralgrouper), 3196 nucleotides long. The record is from RefSeq and is a predicted model, not a curated record. NCBI's taxonomy places the organism in Eukaryota, Metazoa, Chordata, Actinopteri, Perciformes, Serranidae.